CCUAGCCUCCUACUCCAUAGACUCAUGUUUGUUUCUGUUUAGGAUUCUUUCUUAUCUUGUAAGCAAAAACAUGCUUAAUCUCGACUAGUAUAUAAGUAUAUAGGCCAUGGAUUUGGUGCAGACUGGUGCAUUCGGAUGUCCCAAGGACGGACAUAUAUACAUAUUUAUGGCAUCAAGCUCCCAACCAGUCCACAGUCCACCCUGCACACACAUUCCCUCCUGACGAAUCAGCAUUCUCUGCUGCAGAUUUGUUCGCUUGCUGCGAGGCCCUUCCUUCCUGUGCGGCCAGCACAACCACUCACCAUCGCGUGUCACUUUUUACCUCUCAUAAACAAUACAAAGAGGACAAAGGGAGAGAAAAUAGCAAGAGGAGACAAUAGAAAGAAGAGAAGAAAACUACAAGAGGAGGGCAACAGCAACAAGGCAAGAAGAGAGCAGCCAUAGCAGCGUAGGCAGCUUGACAUGAAGGAGUUCUCGUACGAGGAGGUGGAGGCGGCGACGGGAGGGUUCGCGGCCAAGAACCUCGUGGGGAAGGGCAGCCACGGCAGCGUGUACAGGGCCAGAGUGCGGAGCGGAGGAGGAGGUAGUAGGCUAGUCGCUGUCGCCGUCAAGCGGCCGACGCACGCGCAGGGGGAGGCCAAACUCGCCAACGAGAUCGCCGUGCUCUUGGCCGCGCCACGCCACCCGAGCGUCGUCGGCAUCGUCGGGGUCCGAGUGGCGCCCCAGCCUCCGCCGGCCGCAGCGGGGCCGGGGCUGCCGCCGCUGCUCGUCAUGGAGUACAUGCCCAACGGGUCGCUGCACGACCUGCUGCACCGGUCGCCGAGGCCGCCGCCGUGGCCGCGCCGCGUGGAGAUCGCGCUCGACGUGGCGCGCGCCGUGUGCGCGCUGCACGCCGCCCAGCCGCGGAUGAUAAUACACCGGGACGUCAAGUCGGCCAACAUCCUGCUCGGCCGCGACGGCCGCGCGCGCCUCGCCGACUUCAGUCUCGCCGUCAGGGUUGCGGCGCGCGCCCCCGAGGAGGACGAAGCGGCGGGGCCGGUACCGGCGGGCACGAUCGGGUACCUCGACCCCUGCUACACGGAGCCAGGGCGCCUGGGCCCGGAGAGCGACGUGUUCAGCUUCGGCGUCGUGCUCCUGGAGCUCGUCAGCGGGCGCAAGGUGAUGGACGUGAACUCCUGCCCGUCGUCCAUCGUCGCCUGGGCGGAGCCGCUGAUCGGCGCCGGCCGGGCGAGGGAGGUGUUCGACGGGAGGGUGGCCGCCCCACCGAAUUCGUGGACGGAGCGCGCGGUCGCCCGCGUCCUCGACGUGGCGGCGCGGUGCGUGUCCGAUUGCGUGGAGCGCCGCCCGUCCAUGGCGGAGGUGGCAUCCGAGCUGCACGGCGCCGUCGAGAGCGCCGGGUGGCGCCAUCGCCACGUGCCGCGGGGCUACUCCCGCACGGUGAUCGAGCGGGCGUGCAGGUGCAUCGUGUCGUGGGGGCAGCACGUGAGGAGGAGCAAGAGGGUGAGGGCGACCAAGAUCGAGUGCAGCGGUGCGCCCGAUUGAUGUGAUCUGCCAUUUCAUUCGAACAGCACGAGCGGCGCGCUCAAAUAAGCUGAUCCAUCGAAAACCAAGUACCUGCGCAAUGAUCUUCAAGAGUCCCCGGGGAAUCCUCGAUCCCGUGGGGAUUCUCAGAAUUUAUCGUCGACCGCCUUGAACUCAACUGUCGAAAGUGUAGUUUUCUCAUCAGACGGGGGAUCAAGACACAAAUCGUAAUGAACAAAAAUGUUACUGUCAUUGCAGUUAAGCUACGACGACUGUUUUGCUUCGGUAUCCUUUAGCCCGUGCAAUAUCAUAUCUAUGUCUGUUUUCACGUACGGAUGUAGGUACGUAACGAUAUAUCUAUAACUGUAUUUUUAUAAAAUAUAUGAGUUAUGAUAAA
Molecule: messenger RNA, 1918 nt
Organism: Phragmites australis (common reed)
Lineage: Eukaryota; Viridiplantae; Streptophyta; Magnoliopsida; Poales; Poaceae
Product: serine/threonine-protein kinase-like protein At5g23170
Exons: 2
Coding region: 463-1542 (359 amino acids)
Biological process (GO): protein phosphorylation
Cellular component (GO): plasma membrane
Molecular function (GO): protein kinase activity; ATP binding
Source: RefSeq, a predicted model, not a curated record